Ooceraea biroi (clonal raider ant) is the source of this 4498-nucleotide messenger RNA. Its product is annotated as Kip1 ubiquitination-promoting complex subunit 1. Gene Ontology annotation, molecular function: ubiquitin-protein transferase activity; protein binding. Gene Ontology annotation, cellular component: cytoplasm. The record is from RefSeq and is a predicted model, not a curated record. Lineage: Eukaryota; Metazoa; Arthropoda; Insecta; Hymenoptera; Formicidae.
UGUCGGCGGAAGCGCUUUUCGUCGUGCGUGCGUGCUGGCGUGCGGACAUGUCGGCGGUGGUCGGCGGGUUCGCUCGAGUUGCGGCUUCAAAAACUUCGUCGUCGAUUGCUUGAACGUCCCUGCUACCUGUUUGCCGUCGCCUGUUUCACUGACGACGUUCACGCUGAUGAAGCGUGCACGGCAUCACCUGCUGCGAAAGUUUUAUCGCGACGAUGUCGGAUUCAGUUCCGAACUAACCUGCUAGUCCGUUCGCCUCUCCGCGUGUCCGUUAAAUCCUCAGUGGCAGCGAUGGACACGGACGAGAUCUUAUAUAAGAUUUUCGGCUCCGUCGUCGCCGAGCCUGUCACCGGCUCCAAAUCCAAGAACAAUCAUCUGGGACAGUCAAGGGCAUUCCAGAAUCUGACUCAGGUAAACGAGUAUAUCAGGAAAUCGCUUCUAAACCUGUACAUCGAUACCCGCAACUCAGAGGACAAUAGAGAGGGUUACAUAGGUUCUUCUCCAGUGAAAUUUGAUGCAUCGGUGCACUAUGGCCGUUGCAUCAUCUCGCCUGAUAGAUUGAGCAUCAAUUCCCAGAGCAGUUUUAGUACAAUGCGGGCUAACAUGGCUGUGUUUAAAGGGAAGUGGAUGUACGAACUGCAACUAGGAUCUAAAGGCGUGAUGCAAGUAGGAUGGGGUACCAAACAGUGUAGAUUCACUCCACAGUUUGGCGUUGGAGACACACCAAGCUCAUACGCCUAUGAUGGGAAUCGCGUGACAAAGUGGAACAUAACCAUGCAGAAGUACGGGGAGCCCUGGUUAACCGGCGACAUUAUUGGCUGCGCCCUGGACAUGGACGACGGCACGAUAGAUUUCUACAGAAACGGCAAAUGUCUGGGCAGAGCGUUCGAAAACGUGACGAGAGGUGCCGGCGUCGCGUAUUUCCCUACCGUUAGUCUCUCUUUCAGUGAGAAUCUAACGGCCAAUUUCGGCUCCGUACCGUUCAGAUAUCCCGUGGAGGGUUAUCAGCCUAUGCAGGCGCCGCCGAUGGCACAAGUUUGCCAGGCCGUGCUGCUCUUUCAGUGGUUCGGUCAAGUGAUCGAACUGCUGGAGCAAUCGAAGAACGGUUUGCUGAAGGAUAACGAGACGAUGAGCGCUCAGGCAUUCCUCAUGUGCCUAGCGAGGUCUAUCUUGAAGCAUAUCGGUCCGCUACUCACCGUUCCUUACGUCACGGAGAGUGUUUUCGUGCCGUUCAUGCAGACGCUGUGUAACAUGAGAUCGGAUGACUUUGCAACGAAGUUGUCCUUCUCAAAUGCACGCGACACGGAGCGGCCGAUAAUUUGUCUAGAUUUGUUGUGGACGUUCCUGGAGAGUCAGGAGAUCAAGAUGUGCCUCGAGACCACGAUACUCCAUUUGCUCUCAACCUUCCGCCACGUCUCUCUGCUGCUGGAGUAUCCGGAUCAGUGCAAGAGCCUCUUUCUACUGGUCAAGAUUUGCCAGCACACCGACACGCGGCAAUACCUGCUGCAGCAUAUGCUAUUCGAUCGUGUCCGUUUUGCUAGUUUCGUCCACGUGAAACCAUUAGACGAGGCUGGACUGAUGAACGUGGUCGAGAAAACCUGGUGGCAAACGAAUCCCGUCGAUCCGCUGAUCGAGGCGAACAAGGCCAGUUACGUGUACGCUUGCGAGCGUAUCAAGGCUGCCAUAAGCGAAGUGGAAGCGUUGCAAGUCCAAUUACUGGUCACUCUGCUAAACAAUAGCGACGGGACGGCCAAGACGCCGGCAUCGCGGACUAUCUUUUUGAGAAAAUUCAAGCGCUUCAUUCAGGAGAACCAGAUAUCCAGCCGCACGCCCUUGCCGAUCACGUUAUGUUGCUUUCAUCGACUUCUGGUUGCAUUCAGAAUUUUAUGGGACACUGAAAUUGGGACAAGCCCUGCCUAUGUACCCUGCAGGGCGUUCUACGAUGCAUCGAUCACUUACUCUGGAAUCGACAGACUUGGUGGCGUAAUAACCCACUUAAACAAGACAUUCAAGAACGACUUGCUACGCCUCUUAGGUCCGAAUCAUGAGGUAAUCACUGCUAUGGAACGGCAACAGCAACAGCAGCAGCAGCAACAAGCAUCAACGUACGAUGCAUCAACUAACACGGAUGCUAACGCCGCGAUAAGCACGGUCGCGAGACCACUUGCCAAUCUACCCGUGGCGGUACCCGCGGCGGUACCUGCCGCUUAUUCCCGCCUAAUUACUGUCAGUUCGCCGACGGCGCGUCAAGGUAGUUCUUUGAUACUGGAAAGAUUCGGGUUCUUUAUACAUAGCAAAGAAGAUAGAACUCCAAUACGUCACGGUCCUGCAGAUUCGGCGAUCUCGCUGAUGGAAUUGUUAGAUGGUAUUAUCAUGUUCUACCACGUAAUGGCGAAAAAACAGUUGGCCAAAGUGGCCAGUUUACGCGACACCAUGCUCACGUACAUUAACGCGAUCACUGACGCCAAGGCAAGACUCAAGUCCCUCGUUUUGCACGAAUCGAUCGACUCGGAGAAUAUCUAUUCUUCGCUGGAUGUUCAGAAGGAACUGCUGCACACGAUCGACGUGUUCAACAAGAAGCUGUCGGAGCAAGCGAGGCACAUGGCCUGGGUACACGCCACUGUCUUUUCGGAGGAGAAGCAGGCCCAGGUCUCCUGGUUGCUGAAGGUGGUCACGUUGACCUUGCAAAAUGCCAGCCAGCAAGCCAACAUGUUCAGUUUCGUGCCCGACUUCUACCUGGAAGCCCUGUCCGAUCUUUGCAUCAGUCUGCGACUCCACAUGCACCCGACUGUACCGCUUGAGAACAUUCCGGAUUAUCGAGAGAUAUUCCGUAAUGUCGCCGAGUUCCUCUGUGAGCACUUCCUCGAUCCGCGUAUAGUGCACGCAAACUCGAAAGAUGUGCUGAUACUUACGCUCGCUGGUUUUGCCUCGAAUCCUUUGACGCUGGAAGCACUGGAGAGCGUGUCGCGUGAGAACAGAUUGAAACUCGUCACGAAUUUAUUGAAACCUUACGAGAAUCGUGCAUGGGCGCAGUCGAAUUGGAUCCUCGCUAGAUUCUGGCAGGGUAACGGGUUCAGCUUCCGAUACGACAAGAGUCCGCAUCUUACGAAAAAGAUCAGCCCGAAACUGUUGCAGUACGAAGCCAUCUUCCAGCCUAUAAAGCCGUGCCCAUCAGCGAUUUACCAAGCGCACGUGAGGGAGAUAUUGUUGGACAAGCCGCAGGCAACCACGAAAUUUUUGAACUCUCUGUUGAAUCAAUUGAACUGGGCGUUCUCCGAGUUUAUUGGCAUGGUGCAGGAAAUCCACAAUGUCUCGUCGAGACCGGAACGAGUGUUCAUCGAAUCGAGGCAGCUGAAGAUUUGCGCCACUUGCUUCGACUUGACGAUUUCAUUGCUACGUGUGUUGGAGAUGAUAUCCACGGUGGCUCCAACUGUUUUUACCGAUCCUACGCAGUCUUCCAGCGAAACGCUACUGUCCAGGUUGUGUCAAUUACUCUGCCAAGUGCUGAACAGAAUAAGCUCGCAGACGAGCUGCUUUCAGCACGUGAUGUUGCUGGAGAUACCAGAUUUAGAAUCCAUUGAUCAUUUUCCCAUACUGACCGCCGUUAUCGGCAUUCUGCUAGCUCUGCUCGAAAAGGAAAUAACAGAUUUCGCAGUGACACCAACGAUCAAAGUACCUAGAAUUACGCAAUGCUUGUUGACGGAACCCAGUUUUCAAAUUAGUUCUCUUCACUUUGUUUUGGGCGACGCAACGUUGAACAGUUCGAGGACGAGUACGAGUAAAAAAGUGAAACCGUUUUCAUUCUUGAAUUAUCCGGAUGACGUGAGGAAGGAGGAAAUCAGCCGAGUAAGAGAAAUGAUAAAGCACCUCGACACCUGUCGCACGCUUCUGCCCGACAACAAAUUGUUGAGCGACGACGAGAACACUUGCACGAUCUGCUACGCUUUCCCGAUCGCCGCGGUAUUCAAGCCCUGCAACCAUCAGACCUGUCGUACUUGCAUAGAUCGCCACCUACUCAAUACUAGGGAGUGCUUCUUCUGCAAGGUGACCAUAGACAAGGUCGAGGAUCUAAGCGGAAACACGUUGCACGAUUUCACCGAGUACGCGACGCUGAGAGUGACUUCUUGAUCCAGUGACAAGUUCGUCUCGCGAGUCGCUGUAUUAUACCAAGAUUUGUUAAAAUUUUACAAUAUUAUAUUUCCUAUCCUGCGGACAUCGGAUGAAACUGCCGUAUUUUAACUGUACAAGAAAUUCCUCCGUGAACAAAACUAGGGUAAAGUGUAAGCGGCAGAGAGGUUGUAUAAAAGUAUCAAAGCAAAAAGGUUUUAUUUGAAUUCUCAAGUACAACAUACCUACCAACUAAUUGAGCACGAUUCAAUGCCGACGACGGUGGAGAAUAUCAAAAAUAUAAAACGUCAACGUCUGCGCGCGAUUUCCCGCAAUUCUUCGCGCUCACGAAUCCAACGGUAAAAGAUUAGUAAUAAAAAUUGUAUAUACAUCA